Molecule: messenger RNA, 597 nt
Organism: Saccharomyces paradoxus
Lineage: Eukaryota; Fungi; Ascomycota; Saccharomycetes; Saccharomycetales; Saccharomycetaceae
Gene: SPO16
Product: Spo16p
Exons: 1
Coding region: 1-597 (198 amino acids)
Biological process (GO): synaptonemal complex assembly; regulation of reciprocal meiotic recombination
Molecular function (GO): DNA secondary structure binding
Source: RefSeq, a predicted model, not a curated record
AUGUCGAGAUUCUUUUGGAGCGUACAAGAAAUACAAGAGAUUCCUGAUGUUGAAGAACAUUCCGUGGUAAAGUGUGUUACUGUGGAUACGAGUAAGUUAGUUUUGGAGCUAAACAAAGAGUUACAAGAUGAAGAAAGCGGUGUCGAUUUUAUUGUCACACAGUUGCAAUUACUGAUAAAUAAUGUGUAUAAGAAAAUACAGAAGGACUUUAGAGUUCCCGAAGAUCGUUCUUUAGUAAUAAAUUUGAAUUUUACGCACUUGAAGUUCUCGGUAGCUUAUUGGGAUAUUUUAUUGGAGAGGUCACUAGACCUCAUGAAUGGUUCAUCGAAGACAGGUGCCCGCUACUUUAUUACUGGGGCUACACCGGUAGAAAGAAUUCGGUAUGUUGAAACUAAUCAAUAUUUCCAAACUUUUAAAGCUAACCAGCGUCUGAUACAGGACAGCGUGGAUAUGGACGAGUUUAUUGAUUUUGAAACACUGAUAAAACAAAUGAUUUUCGACCUGUUCAAACAAAACGCAAUUCCAGAUCAAGAUUUUGAAGUCAUUUUGUCAAGGUUUCAUAACUUGGAAAGCUUGAUGGUUGCUUUUAACGAGUGA